AUCAUGUUCAUCUACACCAGCUUUAGUUUACUGAUGAUUAAGUUGUGCAUCACAUUUUGUUUAUGCAGUUUUAGUUCAGGGCGCAUGUCACCAGUUCUGUGAUGAAACCCAGUUAGGUAACCCACUGUUUUGUAAUCCAGGCAUGUUGUAAGGACAGAGGAAUCUUUUUUCGUUAAGUGUUUUCAAAGGUUGGGUAAUCCAGUUUGUCUUACAGUUCAUUUAUAUGCACACACAUACACACAGGAUAUGACAAUCAAGCCUUUCUCUCUGCUGGCUAUCCCCUUCCCCAUUUCUCUUUCUCAAAUGGAAAUAUUACAAAACAGUGCUUUCUUACGAAGUUUGUGUCGUACCAGUGGUCCUGCGGAUUUACAGUAUGACAACUCCUCUGAACUCUUUCGUAUAUCCACUUAUGCCAAGUUCCCCACCACCGCAGCAGUGACAGAAAGAAGUCUUGCACGAGCUGGCUUUUAUUACACUGGACUGGGCGAUCGUGUCCAGUGUUUCCGCUGCAAUGUGACUGCUGACAACUGGCAGUCUGGUGACUGUCCCGCAGAGCGCCACAAACAACUAUCCCCCAACUGCAGCUUCAUCCAGAGUUUACCUGCCACUGCAAACCUCCUGUCCUCCUCUCACUCUGCUUUUUCCCCACUUCGCAAUGUAGCUGUCCUGCAGCUGUCCGCCCCUGCGACUGCAGCCCCAUCAACCACUGCCCCGUCAUCUUCUGGACAAACAGAGGAGCAAGUGGGUUACCUAAACAUGGGCUUCACCAACCUGGCUCCCUCCAGUCCAAUUUCAUCUCGUGGAGUGGAGGAUAUGUCCCACCAACGACCACCUGCUUGCCACAAUCCUGGUAUGCGUCGGGAACAGGAACGCCUUGACACUUUUCAGAACUGGACUCUUGCUACAGUUACUCCUGCCGAGCUUGCCAAAGCUGGUUUGUACUACCUUGGUCAGGGUGACAGGGUGGCGUGCUUCAGUUGUGGUGGCCAGCUUAGCAGUUGGGAACCAGGAGAUCGAGCGGUAUCUGAGCAUCAGAGGCAUUACCCCAACUGCCGAUUCGUUCGAGGUGAUCGUGCUGAUAACAUCCCUUUAUCUGGUGGCGGACUUUCCAAUGUUUCCAACUCGGCGAUGCAACAGUGUGAAGAAAGGUUACUCACGUUCGUCAACUGGCCUUCUAGAAUACCUGUUCGGCCAGAUCAGUUGGCUAAAGCUGGUUUUUACUAUGUUGGCCGAAAUGAUGAUGUAAAAUGCUUUUGUUGUGAUGGUGGACUCAGAUGUUGGGAGUCUGGUGAUGAUCCAUGGGUCGAACAUGCCAAGUGGUUUCCAAGAUGUGAAUACCUGUUGCAAGAAAAGGGCCAAGAGUUUGUUCACCAGAUUCAAGCAAGAUUUCCAAGACUUUUUGAACAGCUCUUAACAAAUGGAGACAGCAACUCCAGAGAAUUUGUUGAUCCACCUGUUGUCCACCUGGGUCCUGGUGAAGACCGUUCAGAAGAUGCAGUGAUGAUGAACAACCCUGUGGUAAAGUCUGCUUUAGAAAUGGGAUUUGAACGUGGCCUGGUGAAGCAGACUGUUCAGAGCAAAAUCCUUACAAGUGGAGAGAAUUACAAAACUGUUCAGGAACUGGUGUCUGAUUUACUAAGCGCAGAAGAUGAGAAGCGAGAGGAGGAGAGAGAGCUGCUUGCUGAAGAAAUGGCUUCAGAUGGUUUUACUUUUCUUAAAAAACAUCAUGCGGCUUUGAGUCAGCGUCUAAAAAGUGUGCAGAGCUUAAUGGAUCAUCUUCUAGAGGAGAAUGUCAUCUCACAGAAGGAAUAUGACAAUAUUCGCAACUGCACUUCAGUCAAGCAGCAAACAGGCCAGCUUAUUGAUUUAGUGCUUUCAAAAGGAAAUGCAGCAGCAGAGGUUUUCCGCAACUGGAUCAAGAAGAAUGACGUGUAUCUGCUGAGAGAACUGAUGGCCCAGACAAAUGAAGCUGCAUCACCGAGUCAAGAUCUUUCAGAUUUGCCUAUGGAGGAACAGUUGAGAAGACUUCAAGAGGAGCGCACAUGCAAAGUGUGCAUGGACAAGGAGGUCAACAUUGUCUUCAUCCCUUGUGGUCACCUAGUGGUAUGCAAAGAGUGUGCGCCUUCUCUGCGCAAGUGCCCCAUAUGUAGAGGAAUGGUCAAAGGCACUGUCCGUACUUUCCUUUCUUAAAAUAUUAAAGAAAUGAUGCCCAAA
Molecule: messenger RNA, 2214 nt
Organism: Danio aesculapii
Lineage: Eukaryota; Metazoa; Chordata; Actinopteri; Cypriniformes; Danionidae
Gene: birc2
Product: baculoviral IAP repeat containing 2
Exons: 8
Coding region: 247-2190 (647 amino acids)
Biological process (GO): regulation of cell cycle; regulation of apoptotic process
Cellular component (GO): spindle microtubule; cytoplasm; nucleus
Source: RefSeq, a predicted model, not a curated record